Messenger RNA from Patiria miniata (bat star), 1306 nucleotides. Its product is annotated as microfibril-associated glycoprotein 4-like. Lineage: Eukaryota; Metazoa; Echinodermata; Asteroidea; Valvatida; Asterinidae. The record is from RefSeq and is a predicted model, not a curated record. Bases 1 to 1041 code for a protein of 346 amino acids. The transcript has a single exon.
AUGGAUGAAGCACGUUCUCUAAGGUUCUCCGAUAUACGAGGACUUGCCUUGAGUGUGGCGUUCGUGCUGUUCGGUUUUAUCGGUUGUAUACUUAGUGUAUCUGCAGAAACCGUUUGCAUUCGGCAGACACUGUCACAAGCGUUCGUUGCUGCCGAACAUCGAACAUUGAGAAAUGCCACAAUCUGGUCAGGUUUGGUUGGUAGUCGUGUCACUUGUGUCAGCAAGUGUCACUCGUUACCUGCGUGCAAAUCGGUCAACUACUAUCUACUCAAUCGAGUAUGCGAUCUCAACAAUGCCACAAGAAUCGAUGUCCCGAGUAAGUUCGUCGCAGACUACGCCAGCGUGUACUUCGAUGGUAAUGGCGACACACCUGGGUUCUCCGUAGCGACUGACAGCGAUUGCCAGAGUUUACUGGAGGCAGGUUACAGUGUGAGCGGUAUCUAUACGAUAUUCCCCGCGGGAUUCGCGGAUGGUCUGAGGGUGUACUGCGACAUGGAGACCGACGGUGGAGGCUGGCUUGUCAUUCAGAGGCGUCAGGAUGGCAGUGUCGACUUCUACCGCGGCUGGGCUGACUACCGCGUGGGCUUUGGGGACUUGGCUGGUGAGUUUUGGCUCGGCAACGACAACUUGCGCACCUUGAGUAAUUCUGGAUCUUGGGAUCUUCGAGUCGAUUUGGAGGACUGGGAUGACAACACAGCCUGGGCCGAGUACGGAGAUUUUAAAAUCUCAGGACAGGAUUUUCGUUUGAGUUUUGAUUCGUACAAUGUCCAAAGUACUGUUGGUGACUCUCUUGACAGGCACAACGGUCAGCCCUUUUCAACAAUGGACAAUGACAAUGACUUGUAUCCUACCCAUAACUGUGCAGAGGCCAAGAAAGGAGCUUGGUGGUACAGCGACUGUUAUGAUUCAAACCUGAACAGUAUGUACUUUAAUUCAUCCUGGGAAAUAGACGGAGACUAUCGAGUGAUUGCAUGGAAAUCAUGGAGGGGUGAAAUUUAUUCCUUGAAAAGUUGCAGUAUGAAGAUUCGAUUGGCAAUGUAAGAUUAAAACUUCAACGACCGAGAUUACUUUGUCUCAAAUGAAUCACCUCUUGGUAAUAGGGAACGUUAAGCAGGGAACGUACAUACGUGAACCCGCAUGCGGAAACACAACCAAUGGUCAGAACAACGCAAAGUGUGAGUUCGAAUUUUCCGUUAGUUCCAUUACCCCUUUGAAUUUCUUCUGAGGCCGUAAUCGUCAAAAUGUGACAGACAAGACAGUGUUGACGAUUAUUUAUCAAGAAAUCAACAGUAGUGUGUGUAACUUG